AUGAAUUAUUAAAAAUUUCGUUAAAAUGUGGAUUUCUACUUAAAGCCUCAAAAGGAAAAGUUAGAAAGUCCAAAAGAAAAAUCGUUUGUUUCUCCAAUUAGGAUAAAAACAUAAUAAAGCAAUUAAGAAUCAGAAAACAAAAAGAAGGCAUUGCCUGUAUCAAAUAUGAUGGACAGGAUCAAUAAAGUUAUUUUGGAUCAGAGAGUCAAAUCCCCAAUGACUACUUAAAGGAAUAUCGAAUAACAAAACAAGGAGAAUCAUUUUGAAUGUUUUUUAAAGAGACAGGGCUAUUUAGCCAAUUAUUAUAAACAUAGAUGA
This is a messenger RNA of Paramecium tetraurelia, 318 nucleotides long. RefSeq lists its product as uncharacterized. NCBI's taxonomy places the organism in Eukaryota, Ciliophora, Oligohymenophorea, Peniculida, Parameciidae. The transcript has a single exon. The record is from RefSeq and is a predicted model, not a curated record.